Messenger RNA from Astrephomene gubernaculifera, 4443 nucleotides. The record is from the annotation of a GenBank genome assembly. Lineage: Eukaryota; Viridiplantae; Chlorophyta; Chlorophyceae; Chlamydomonadales; Astrephomenaceae.
CUUGAACAAGCAGAAACUCUUAAUUGACAUUUACGCUGUAUACUAUAUUGACGGCUGAAGGCCUGGAGAUAGGAGAAUGGAAGUCACUCUUGGCGGGGAUGGUGCCCCAGCUGACCGAGUCGCAACGCUGCUGAAGGGCCUUAACUUGUCAUGCACACCAUCAGCUCAGGCGGGCAUUGUUCAGCUGUACUCGGAGCUUAAAAGCAGUUAUGAGGCGCAAGAAUGUGCAGCGCCAGCGGAGUACACGGCGGAUCAAGACGAGGACGUCAAGCAGGCUUGCAAACUAGCUAGCUUGUUCUUCGUUGCGCGCGUCUUGUACGCUCAGGAGCAGGAUGGGGAGCAGCACUCGGGCAACCUUGGCUGUUCGAUAUCACGAAUUGUGACAGCCGCUGGUAUCAACCUGCUGGACUUCUUCCGGGAAGUCAACGUCGUGGUUAGCAGGCUUUCGACCUUUUUCGAGGCUCGUAACAGCAGCUCGAAGCUCUUUAGCCAGCAAGCGCAGCUAAAAGAGAACUCAGAGACGGUGGUCGUGAUGGGCUUGUUGGCGAAGAAGUACAAGGACAACUUCAACACUUUCCUGCACCAGUUGGACUACUACAAACAAGUUGUGCUCCGGCUGGGAUGGAACGCUUUCCUGGUGCUCCGAGUAAAGCUGCUUAGCGCCUUUCCUGACGUCGUAAGCUGCGUGGAGCUGCUACCCUGCAUCUUCGCCAUCCUCGCCAGCCAUGCGCCUCGGCUACCUGACUCCCUCUCGCACAUUAAGGGCGACGAGCGCGCAUCGCUCCUCCUCAAGUGCAUGUCAGAGAUGUGCAAGGCGGACUUUAAGCGCGUGCAGGCGCGCAUGCCGAGUGUGGAGGCGCUGCUUAUACAGAUUUUCACCUCAGCUGUGCCUGAGUGGCGCACCGCCAUGGCGGAGGCCAAGGCGCAGGCGGCGCAGCCCGCCGCCGCCGGCUCGGACACCCCGUCACUCGGAGCCGGCCUGGACCUCGUCUCCAGCCCUGUGCUAAAGGGCCUCGUCACGGACCACGAGCGCAUGAAUCGCGUGGUGGCAGCCCUGGAGCAGGAGUACGAUCAGCACUACUCGCGCGGCGGCCAUGAGCUGGACGAGCGGGAGUUCCUUUCCACGGACUUUACAAAGUUCGCCUCGCCGCGCUUCUCGCCCGGGCAAAUGCACUCGGUGAUGAGCAAGUUCCGCGGUGGGCCCAUGCCGCUGCGCCCGGGCUCGCUGUUGGGUCCUGGCGCCCACAUGACGGCGCCCGCGCACACGUCCUCGCAUCCGCUCCACAUGAUGAUGCCGCCGGGGCUGCACUCGCCGCUGCCCAUGAUGCACCUGGGGGUGGGGCCGGGGCAGCCGGGCACCCCGGUGUCGGAGGCGAUGGGUGCCUCCGCCUGGCUGCGCGGCGUCACAUCCAGCCUGGCGGCAGAGCCCUCGCCGGCGCUGCAGCGUUUCCUUACCGUUGUCCCAGCGGCCCCGGCCGCAGCCGCCGCAGCCCCUGCCGGCCCCCACCCAGCUCCCUCCUCGGUCGCGCAGCAGCUCAGCCGCCGCGUGCGCGACAUGGUAGCUGCGGUCAUCCCGGACGAGACGGUUCCCUCGCUGCUGGGGCCCUUCCCCCUGCUGCAGCCCUCGCUGGGUGCUGAGCGGCGCAGCGAGGCCAUCAAGCUCUACUACCUCAGCCUGGAGUCCAUCCUGGUGGCGGAGGAGAAGGCCAGCGGGCUGAGCGGCGCGAUGUCGCUGCUGUCGAGCACCAAGUUCCACCGCGGGCUGAUUGCCUGCUGCGUGGAAAUCGUGGCGGCGUGCUACCGCAUGGUGUCGUGCGCCUUCCCCAAGGUCCUGGACUCGCUGCGCAUCAAGGCAUUCGACAUGGCCAAGAUGAUCCAGAGCUUCGUUAAGAGCGUCAGCACCCUGCCGAGGGAGCUCAAGCGUCACAUGUUCCUGAUUGAGGAGAAGAUCCUGGAGUCGCUGGCAUGGGAGCCCGGCUCCUCGCUCUACCACCUGAUCGUCAAUGUGCGCAGCGAGAACGACGCACCUCCGCCAGCACCAGCUGCUGCGUCAGCCGCGCAGGGGGCUGCGCCGGCGGCUGCCAACAGCAGUGGAGGGAGCGAGGAGCAGCAGCACACCGACGCCGAUGGCAGCAAGACCGACUCGUCCGCAGUGCCGGGGCCGCCGCCGUCUCCCAAGCGGACGCAAGCCUCUGCCUUCACGGAGAUGAUGUCUCCCGCCAAGAAAGCUCGCGGCGUGGACGGAGCGGCGCAUGCCACCCAGAUCUUCACCCAGCCGCUGCCCAGCUGCAUCGGACCGCGGCCGCAGGGAGCCACGGCGCCCGGCGGCAGCGCGGGGGCGCUGUAUGAGUUCUGUCGCAAGGUGCUGAAGCUGUCGGCCUUCCGUCUGGCCAUGAUGUGUGACAACUUCGACUUCUCCCCUCUGGACCGGGUGGAGGUAAACAGCAAGGUGUACGAGACCAUUGAGCACGCGCUGUUCCACCAGACCCACCUGUACUACAACCGCCACAUCGACCAGGUGAUGCUGUCGGCGCUGUACGGCUACUGCAAGGCGCACAAGCUGGCGCAGGUGUCCUUCCGGGAGAUCAUUGCGCACUACCGCAAGCAGCCGCAGGCGCAGCAGGCAGUCUUCCGCUCCGUCGUCAUUGAGCAGUCCAACCCUGGGCUGCAGAUUGGUUCCCGUGCCGACAUCAUUGCCUUCUACAACCAGGUCUUUGUGCCCGCCAUGAAGUCCUUCCUGCUCAAGGGCGAGUCGGGUGGCGUAGGCGGCGACACACCGGUGCCCCCGCCAGCCCCCACCAUCAAGGUCCCGGUACCCGGCCUGCCGCCGCUGCCCCGCUCUGCUAGCCACUCGCCGCGCGGGCCCCCCCGGCUGCCACCCACCUUGUCUGCUCCGCUGCCCGCCACGAGCCAGCAGGACAGCCACGAGGGCAGAGAGUCGGCGGAUAAGGCGUCGGUGGUGCGGGAUGGCGGAGGCAAGGCGGUUGCAGAUGGCGUGAAGGUUGAAGUCGCGUCGGCGAUGCCGCACGCGCCAGCAAGUCGCAUCAGCCAUGCGGCGCCUGUUGCGCACCCGCCCAGCAAUUCCCAGAUGGGGUCUGUUGCGGGGACGCGGCACGCGCCGCAGGCAGCAGCGGCGGUGCAGGGGGCUGCGGGGACACAGAAGGGACCCGGGGCCCGGGCGAAAGCGGCGCCUGCAGCUGAGCACAAGAUUCCGGAUGGCUUGGCCGCGCUUCUUCAGGCUCUGGACAGCCAGCAGGGCGCAGACAACCAGGCGGACGGGGAGGAAGGCGAGCCGGCGGAGCAAGGGGACGAGGGGGCGGCAAUGGGCCUGGACACCUCGAUGACCAUGGCAGCCCGGGAGCGCGCCGUCGCUGCGGGCCGAGAGCGCCGGAGCGCCCGUUUCCUGGAACGCAGGGAGGAGGACCACAUGGACACCGACCCACGGGUCGCUGCCCCCGCGGGCGAGCACAUCGCGAUGGCGGCAGGCAGGCGCCACCGCACCCCCAACAGGAGGUACGACAGUUAAACAGCUGAACAGCUGGAGCUGUGUGUCCUGAGUAGGAUACACCUGCGGAUCUAAUGCUGGGAAGACUUGUGAGGCUCGAUUCUUACCUAACGGCCGCUGUUCCCCAGCACAACUACUACUGGUAUUGCUUACUGCCAACAAACCGCGUUAAGGUUCCGGCAAGGUAUCGGGUUUGGGACAUCCCGUGUUUAAUAAUGAGGACAGACUUUGGACCCUGGGAUUGGAAGCAGGUCAGAAAGCGUUGAUAGGUCUAGCCUCUAGCGUCAAAUGCUUGCAAUAGCUUUUGUUAUCAGAUGUGUAGAAUGCGCUGUCCUCGCCAGUGGCGUUUAGGUAGUUAUUGUCUGGUAUUCAUACCAUCGGUGAGCAAGCGAGUUGUUAACGAAGCUGUGAAUGUCACCGAUAUGCAUGCAUACUUGACAGAUCUCCUUGCGAUGCAGUGUCCUCUCUUUCUCGAGGUCGUGGUUUGCUAUAGAACAAUCCAGGUGUUCGUUGCAGACAGAACAGUGCUUGUUAGAGUAGAGACUUGGCAGCGCGCAUCCUUGCAUAAUUCGCUCGGUUGUUGGCUAAGGGGCUCGGAACAAUGAAGUUAUGAGACUUCGUGCCAUUUCCUUGAGCUUUGCGUUUCGUGUUCUGGGGGGUCCAUGAGCCCGCCUGGAGUGUGACGUGAUGGGGAAGACCGCAUGCUUGUCUGUUGCUUAACGGUCGUUAGCUCAUUACCUUUUGUUGCAUAUCGAUAUCGUUGCUAGUUGCCGAUGCACACUUGUUGCUUAUCAUAGACAGGGGUUGUUUGAAGCUUUAGCAUGGGGAGCGCCACAUGCGUUCGCCCGGAGGUAGGAUGCAGGGGACUUUGGCGCAUGCUGUAAGCAGCAGCUGUUGUUUAGCGAAACAGACGGCACUCCCGUGAUUACGGAGGACCC